Messenger RNA from Artibeus jamaicensis (Jamaican fruit-eating bat), 635 nucleotides. RefSeq names its product C-X9-C motif containing 1 (gene CMC1). Lineage: Eukaryota; Metazoa; Chordata; Mammalia; Chiroptera; Phyllostomidae. Gene Ontology annotation, cellular component: mitochondrion. The coding region runs from base 180 to 500 and encodes 106 amino acids. The transcript is spliced from 4 exons. The record is from RefSeq and is a predicted model, not a curated record.
GAGUAGGGAACCAGGAAUGGAUUCGGCUGCGCUUUGAGAAGGGCAUCACGCUCCUCCUCCUCCUCCUCCUCCUUCGGCGGGAAGCUCUGGGUCGCAGCACGUGCAGCGGAGCCUAGGCUCCUCCCCUCUCCGCCCCCUGCCCGGGAGUGGCCACACGGCUGCCUUCUUCUGUGGCCGAAAUGGCGCUCGACCCGGCAGAGCAGCAUCUCAGACAUGUCGAAAAAGAUGUUUUGAUCCCUAAAAUAAUGAGGGAAAAAGCCCGAGAGAGAUGUUCUGAACAAGUUCAAGAUUUUACCAAAUGUUGCAAGGAGUCUGGAAUCCUCAUGGUAGUAAAAUGCCGGAAAGAAAAUUCUGCAUUAAAAGAAUGCCUAACCUCUUAUUAUAAUGAUCCUGCCUUUUAUGAAGAAUGCAAAAUGGAAUACCUAAAAGAAAGGGAAGAAUUCAGAAAAACUGGGAUUCCUGCUAAGAAAAGGAUACAGAAGCUUCCAACAAGCAUGUAGGCAAAUAUUUAAUGAUACUCAGUAACUCUAUUCCUGGAAAUCACAUUUACCUAAAAUGAUGGACUCAAGGAAGUGUUUGCUUUAUCCUGAAUUAUGGGAAUAUUAAUCUUAUCUGAAAUAAAGAUUUUUUUUUAA